GCAUUCCGGAAGUAGAAAAAAAAAUCAGGCUGUAGUGGAGGAGCAAGAGAACAAGGGCGGAACUGUCUUCAUUUAUUCCACUUUUUUAAUAUCCUGCGGUCGGUUUUCACCCCUGAUUAUCUUUCUUUACUAAUCACAAGUGUUGCGUGUCACGAAUGUGAAAGAAGCAGAACAUUUCGAGGAGUUUUUGCAGUAAAAGGAUGUCAAUGAGGCCUCGCAACAGGGAAAUCUGCGCUGAUUGCAGCGCCUCUGAGCCUCGCUGGGCUUCGAUCAAUAGAGGAGUCCUUAUCUGUGACGAGUGCUGCAGCAUACACCGAGGUCUGGGCCGUCACAGCUCGCAGGUCCGCCACCUGACUCACACGCCGUGGCCCGCGUCGCAGUUACAGAUGGUCCAGACUUUAUAUAACAAUGGGGCGAAUUCAAUUUGGGAGCACAGCCUUCUCGACCCUUCCUCGAUUAUGAGCGGAAAACGCAAAGCCAAUCCACAGGACAGAGUGCAUCCCAACAAAACAGAGUUUAUAAAGGCCAAAUACCAGAUGUUGGCUUUUGUUCAUCGAAUGCCAUGUCGCGAGGAUGACAGUGUGACUGCGAAGGAUCUUAGUAAACAACUCCACUCGAGUGUGCGGACCGGAAAUCUGGAGACGUGUCUCAGGCUGUUGUCUUUGGGAGCACAAGCAAACUUUUUCCAUCCGGAGAAAGGGAACACUCCAUUACACGUGGCGGCUAAAGCGGGUCAGCUUCUCCAAGCCGAGCUCCUCACGGUGUACGGCGCAGACCCCGGCGCUCCAGAUAGCAGUGGAAACACACCUAUCGAUUAUGCAAGACAAGCAGGGCAUCAGGAGCUCGCUGACAGGCUGGUGGAGAUCCAGUAUGAACUGACGGACAGAUUAGCCUUCUACCUGUGUGGAAGAAAACCAGAUCACAAAAAUGGACAACAUUUUAUAAUUCCUCAGAUAGCAGACAGCACUCUGGAUUUGACUGAAUUGGCUAAAGCUGCAAAAAAGAAACUUCAAUCACUGAGCAAUCAUCAGUUUGAAGAGCUGGCCAUGGAUGUUUACGAUGAGGUGGACAGAAGAGAAACCGAUGCAGUGUGGCUUGCAACUCAGAACCACAGCACUCUGGUGACUGAAACCACAGUGGUUCCCUUUCUCCCAGUCAACCCUGAAUACUCGUCCACCAGGAACCAGGGUCGGCAGAAGCUGGCGAGGUUCAACGCUCACGAGUUUGCUACACUUGUGAUAGACAUUUUAACCGAUGCAAAGCGCCGCCAGCAAGGGAAUUCCCCGGAUGUCAAGGAUAACGUGGAGCUGAUUCUGAAAGAUAUCGGCAGCCGCCUCGGGAGCGAGAGCCAAGAGCCGGAACAGCCUGAUUACGACAGCGUGGCAUCUGAUGAAGACGCAGAACGAGAGCCGGGCUCUGGGAAAGACGAGAGGACCAAGAGCUCGGAGUCGUCCGACCUAUCUGACGGCCCGAUCACCAUGCAGGAGUUCAUGGAGGUGAAGAAUGCCUUGAAUGCAUCUGAGGCCAAGAUCCAGCAGCUGCUCAAGGUCAACUGCCACCUGAGCGAGGAGCUGAGGCACAUGCAGAGCAAGCUGAACUCCCUGCAGAACGAGAACAGCAAUCUGAAAUGGCAGGGCGCCAACAGCCUGGCGCACCCGCAGGAGCCGCAGCGACGGGCCCCGCCCCGCGGAGGCAGAGCCAUGUCCAUGUACGAGACGGGCUCGGGCAUGAAGCAUUACCAUGCCAGAGCAGACGGUGCGCAUCCUGAGCCUGGCAGCCUCACCCUCCAGCCCCUUCCUCCUGGUAUUGGGAAGGGUCCCUCCAUGGGCGCCUCCUCCCUCCCCACCUUCCCUUCCACCCUGUCCUGGGCGUGGGACGAGCGAGCCCAAAGGGGGUCCAGGGUGGAGGGAAAGAGCAGCACCUCUGAGAGCGACUAUGAUAACACGCCCAACCAUGCCGAGCUGGACGACUCCAGGCCGAGCGUUCCCAGGACCGGUGGCCGGCUUGGAGAGGGAGCCAUCCCCGAAUCGGGUGAUUUUGAGUGUGAGACGGAUUCGGCGCUGCCCUCCACCGAGGAUGUCAUCAGCAAGACGGAGCAGAUCACCAAGAACAUCCAGGAGCUGCUCCGUGCCGCACAGGAGAACAAACAAGAGAGCCCGGGUUGUUUCAGUGGUCUGCUGCCCUGCGCCGAGCUGCAGGCGGACUCUUCCUGCUUCGUUCCUUGCUCUGAAAGAAUUCAUCUAGCUGUGACUGAAAUGGCCACCCUGUUUCCCAAGAGGCCGAGUUCGGAGAUGGUGCGCGGUUCCCUGCGGCUGCUGACCUCCAGCGCCAGCCGACUGCAGGGCGAGUGCCAGCGAGCAGCACCAGCCGACUCCUGCCCCGCCGACGCCCAGCUGGUCACGCAGCAGCUCAUCCAGUGCGCCUACGACAUCGCCAAGGCCGCCAAGCAGCUCGUCACCGUCACCACCAAAGAGAGCAACUGAGCCGCUCACCUUUUACCGUCCUUUUCAUUUCAAUGAAGACGACAUCCCCUGUCGUCACAGUUUUUUUUUUUUUUUUUUUUUUUACAGCAUCAGUAUUAUGAAAAGUAUUUUUAUGUUAUAUUUUUAUUUAAAGGAAUUUGGUUCAUAGUGUCUGUUAACCAAAUUUUAAGUUAUAACUUUGGCAUGGUAACAUGUUCAAGUCUACAGGUCAUUAGUUUUUACAUUUUACCAUCGUGUAGCUCAGUCCGUGCUGCCGUUCUCUGGUAACGUAUCAAAUGGUCAUGUGACAGUGCAGUCUCUUGUAAUAAAACCCAGCCAUAAUUUGUGAAUAUUUAGUCCUUCCUGCGUGAAACACCACUUAAACCCUCAUCCUGUGACUUAACAAAUGUACAGUAUCAGAAGUAUACAACGUCUUUACUUGUAAUGCUGAAGUCUAUAAGCUGUAAUACCUCAUAUAUAUACAUAGUAGACUGUGCCAGACCUCCUGUUACCAUGUCCCAGAGGCCCAAGGACACCGUUUUUGAUUUGACUCAAACCACAUUUAUUUCGGCUUUCUAAACAGCUUCGUUCGAGUGCUCUGUUUUGCAAAUGCUUCGCUGUCGUUUUCACUUGCAUUUAUUUGUAAUUGUGCUUUGUGCAAUUAUGAAUGGAGGUUCAUCCAAAGGAUGUGUGUUCAGUUGCCUUGUGUCUCAAAAUCCAUCAGCAGUUGCGCUUGUGAUUUCUUUACGUGGUGCUAAUAGUGUGUCCUCAUAUUCUUCAGUAUAUUGUAUAAUAUAUAAAUGCUGCUACGCUGUCUCCUACAUAUGCAACUAAUAAGGUGGUGUUGGCUCAGUCCCAUCUGCGUACAGGGAUACCAAGAACCGUGACGGUUUAGCUUCUGUGAAAACCUUGCCAUUGAAUAUAAUAAACCAGAAUUUAUAACAUG
Messenger RNA from Pangasianodon hypophthalmus (striped catfish), 3408 nucleotides. It is a transcript of the gene git2b, whose product is annotated as G protein-coupled receptor kinase interacting ArfGAP 2b. The transcript has 21 exons. The coding region runs from base 201 to 2483 and encodes 760 amino acids. The record is from RefSeq and is a predicted model, not a curated record. Gene Ontology annotation, biological process: brain development; regulation of ARF protein signal transduction. Gene Ontology annotation, molecular function: GTPase activator activity; protein binding. NCBI's taxonomy places the organism in Eukaryota, Metazoa, Chordata, Actinopteri, Siluriformes, Pangasiidae.